Messenger RNA from Eimeria necatrix, 933 nucleotides. RefSeq lists its product as hypothetical. Lineage: Eukaryota; Apicomplexa; Conoidasida; Eucoccidiorida; Eimeriidae. The record is from RefSeq and is a predicted model, not a curated record. The transcript is spliced from 9 exons. The coding region runs from base 1 to 933 and encodes 310 amino acids.
AUGUUUUCGCCUUAUGACCAAGACAGAGCCAGGGACAGCCAGCGCGAGAAGUAUCACCAGUGUUCCUGGUGGCGUCCCGCCCAGGACUUGGGCCGGGCAGCAGAAGUUGCCUGUGCAAAAGAUCGAGUGGCUGCGGGUCAGCUGCCUCUAAGAGAAAGCUUCAGAGACUUCGACGGCUUAGAAAAAGGUGUUUGUACGAAGGAUCAGGCGCAUGCUGUGCUCUUGUCCGUUUUGAGGAUAAACCUCAGCGAGAGUGACUGGGAAGGACUCCUGCAGCAGUUCGUUCGAGCUGACGGAAUGUUUGCCUACGAUGCACUUUGCUCUCAAAUUGAAGCUAGCCUCGGCAAUCCGGCAAGGCUUCACCUCACUGCAGUUUGGGACAGUAAACUGAGAUUCUUUGAGUCUUUUGACAUGAAAAUGGUUAAAAUGCCCGAGAUGCCACAUAAUUAUGAAAAGAGAGUGGUGGAGGCGCAACAAUACCCCACUAGGGUGGUGCCAGUACAAACGCCCUCGGAGUUGAGAAGCGCACAAGAGGAUAAAACGCCGAUGACUCAAGAGGAGCUUGUCCGAUUAAGAGAACUGCAAGAACGACUCGCCUUCAAAGUCAAACAAACUAGAAAAGUCUUGCUUCCAACAUUUCAAGACUUCGACAAAAGAUGCACCCAGCACGUCACACGGCGACAGCUCUGGCGCAUCCUUGGAAUGCUCGACUUGCCCGUCAAUGAAGAAGAGUUAAAUCUACUUUGCCUUUGGCUCUGCGACAAAGGCAACCUACAGGAAGUCGCAUACAGACCUCUACUGCAUGCCAUUGACCCUCCUAUUAAGGGUUCGUCUCAGCAAGGCAACCUCGAAGAAAUAUCAGAGUCUGUCUACUACCGCGACGGAAAAGUGGUGCCAAUGGCGGAGACGCUUAGCAGAAUUAAGCAACACUAA